This is a messenger RNA of Tachysurus vachellii, 4771 nucleotides long. RefSeq names its product nucleotide-binding oligomerization domain containing 1 (gene nod1). The coding region runs from base 489 to 3329 and encodes 946 amino acids. NCBI's taxonomy places the organism in Eukaryota, Metazoa, Chordata, Actinopteri, Siluriformes, Bagridae. Gene Ontology annotation, biological process: regulation of apoptotic process; negative regulation of canonical NF-kappaB signal transduction. Gene Ontology annotation, cellular component: cytosol. The transcript is spliced from 13 exons. The record is from RefSeq and is a predicted model, not a curated record. Gene Ontology annotation, molecular function: protein binding.
CCUCAUACAGUCUCAGAGUCAGAGGUUUAUUACACUGCUCAUAUUCGCCAUUAUAACUCCUCUCUCUCAAGCAUGGAUCUGUAAUUUGGUUCUUUUCUUUUUCUUCACCUUAUUUAUCUCUGUACUGUAAACACUGCCCUCGGAAGGACGACUAGGGUUUCAGAAGCAGUGAUGUCAGCUGAACCAUCAGCUUGUCUACACAACUGAAAUUUAAAAGAAACAAGUAUGUUCCAGCAUCGUUGAUGGACAGAACAUUCUGUGUAAAAGUGUUAGUUUCUGAUGCACAGCGCUCCCUCCAGACCACGCACAGACAGUGCAAUGAACAGAGAACUGAUCAGAAUUUUUUCUGUUUAUUGUGUGAUGGAUAUUUGUUUCUUAUAGACAAAGUUUCACACAGAAGGGAAUUAUACUCAAAAACAAAUUGGACAGAAUGGAGCUAGUGUAAGAUUUAAAAGUCUUGUGUAGAGUGUGAAGGCUCCUUGAUUCUGAUGAUGGGCUGCGUGGAUCUGGUUGGAGCUGAAGCUCCUCUUGAAGCCUGUAGGUUACUCACAUUGCACAGAGAGGUUUUAGUGGAACAGAUAAAAAAUACACAGUGCAUUUUAGACAAUCUGAAGAUAAAUGGCUUCCUCUGCAAUGAAGACACAGAGAUCAUCCAGCGUUCAGCCACUAAAACAGAGCAGGUACGUAAAAUCUUGGAGUUGGUGCAGUGUAAAGGCGAAGAGGCCUCUGCGUAUUUUAUUAACAUCCUGCACCAGGCAUAUGAUGCAUUCAUCGACCUUCGGCCUUGGUUUGACACAAUUCACUACAAACCUGCUGAGAGUGUGAAGGACAUACCUGUGAUUAACACCGACCCCAUUAGCAGAUACAGUGAGAAACUCAGGCAGGAACUCAGCAGAGAUACUCAGUUCCUCACUUCAUAUUCUCAGAAAGAGGAGACGCGACUGGAGGAGCUGUACACAGACACACAGAUGGAAAUUCUCAGUGAGCUAGGAGAGAGUCUGGGCUUCCUGAAGAGUCUGGAUGAAAUUCUGUGUGAAUACGGUGUGUUUAACGAGCAGGCUGAAACCAUCUUAAUCACAGGUGAUGCUGGAGUAGGAAAAUCCAUUCUGCUCCAGAAACUCCAGAACCUGUGGUCCAAAAGAGAGCUGAACACCAGAGCAAAAUUUCUCUUUAAAUUCAGAUGCAGGAUGUUCAGCACCUUUAAGGAGACUGAUGAGAUCUCAGUGAAGGACCUGAUAUUCAAAUAUAACUGUUAUCCAGAUGGAGACCCGGACAGUGAGGUGUUCAGCUACAUCCUACGAUUUCCAGAGUCUAUACUGUUCACGUUUGAUGGAUAUGAUGAAAUCCAGAUGAACUUUGAUUUAGAAAACAUGCCAGAGGUGGUUUCUCCUGAGGAAAAAUCACACCCGCUUUUAGUUCUCAUAAACCUGCUGAGAGGAAAAUUGCUCAGUGGAUCCCAGAAAAUUUUAACGGCUCGAACUGGCACAGAAAUCCAGAGCAGAGUGAUCCGGAAGAAAGUGUUUCUGAGAGGUUUCUCACCAGAACAUCUCAGACAAUACAUGACUCAUCAUUUCCCUGUGCAGGAGCAGAGGGACAUGGUGUCUCUUCAGCUGGACGCAAACCCCCACCUCUGUGGUCUCUGCUCUUUCCCAUUAUUCAGUUGGAUUAUUUUCAAGAGCUUUAAGCACCUUCAGUGUGUGUAUGAAGAUGUUGAGCUGCCGGACUCCUGCAUUACUCUUACUAACGUCUUCCUCCUGCUAUCGGAGGUGUUCUUAAGCCGGAGCAGUAAGAGUGCUGGACCCCUGAGGAGAAGCACACGCUGUCCCACAGAUGCAUUUAAAUCAGGGCUGAAGAUGCUCUCUGCUUUUGCUAAGCUUGCACUGCUGGGUCUGGAAAAGAGCAGCUUCACGUUCACCCAUAAUGAGAUUUCAUCCUGUGGCCUGAGUGAUGAUGACAUUCAGGUCGGAUUUUUGAGACCCGUCAGUCACUACGACGCAUGUGGCACUUCAGCAGCAUACGAGUUCCUCCAUGUCACACUGCAGGCAUUCCUGGCUGCAUUUUCUCUUGUCUUGGAUCCACAUGUCAUUCCCGAUGAGAUCCUGAGGUUCUUUUCCAAGUGUGAGUACCAUCAAUCAUCCCAUAUGACUUUCCUCUCCUGUUUGGGAAUGUCGUCUCAUCUGAGGAAUUCAGAUCCCUUUCAGACGAAUGAGCACUUUCAGUUCACAAACCUGUUCCUGUGUGGUCUGCUGUCCAAAUCCAACGCUGUCCUCCUGGAGCAUCUCGUCCCUCCAGCAUCACUGCAGAAAAAGCGAAAGGCUUUGAAGUCCUACCUUUCUACCAGCAUAAAAACGCAUUUGAGCGGCUUGCCUCGCCACCCAAGCACCGACAUAAAGGGAAAUAAAGUGCAUGUGAUGCCAAACUUCCUGUGGAUGUUGCGCUGUAUAUUUGAGACACACAGCGAGGACGUGGCUCGUCUGACAGCUAAAGGAAUCUCAGCAGAUUACCUCAAACUGGCAUACUGUAACAUCUACUCAGCCGACUGCAGCGCACUCAACUUUGUCCUUCAUCACCACAGGAAGCAUCUAGCAGUCGAUCUGGACAACAACAACAUUAAUGACUAUGGUGUGAAGCAGCUUACUCCUUCGUUCAGCAAAAUGACUGUAGUCAGGUUAUGUGUGAAUCAGCUGACUGACAGUAGUGUGGAGGUUUUGGCCGAAGAACUUAUCAAACACAAAAUCAUUAAGGUUUUGGGACUUUACAAGAAUCACAUAACAGACGUUGGAGCCAAACGGAUAGCACAGAUAAUCGCAGAGUGUCCUCACCUCAGAACCGUCAAGCUCGGCUAUAAUCAUAUCACAGCAGUCGGUGCAACAUUUCUUGCUGAAGCUAUUCGGAAAAGCAAAUCGAUCUUUGACGUUGGCAUGUGGGGGAACAGCAUCGGAGAUGACGGAGCUCACGCUUUCGCUGAGGCAAUAAAGAACCACAGCAGCUUAACGAAUCUCAGUCUGUCGGCAAACGGGAUCACGUCUGAGGGAGGAACAAGUUUAGCGAGAGCACUAACGCUAAAUUCCAGCCUUCACAUCUUUUGGCUGAUUCAAAACAAGAUCUCAGACAAUGCAGCAGUGGAGCUAGCCAACGCAUUUCAGAAGAAUUCAGCACUCACACACCUCAUGUUAAUCGACAAUCAGUUUUCUGCUCGUGGAGUUGAGCAGCUCGCCGAAGGUCUGAAACACAACAGAAUAAUUAAAGAAGUCAAUUUAAAGGGGAAUCAGAUCAGUAAAGAGGACGAGACCCGCUUCAGUGAGGAGAAAAGACUUCGAUUCUGCUGAGACGAUUCUGCUACAUGUUUUAAUCUACAUUAUAAGUGUAGCAGAAUGUUGGCUCUAAGCAUUGUGCCCUUUGGUCAAGUUCUGUGGUGGUCAGAUGAUGAUAUAAAGUUUACAAAGCUACUGAUAAAACUGUGCAGUAGCUGAACUGAAUGUACAUGUGACACAGUAGCAAUGUGAAGUGUAUAUAUUAAGACUAAGAAGUGUCUUUGUUUACAUCGUCCUCUAUGUCCUUGUACAGAAAAGAAAAUUGAAACUAAAUGUCUUACUGCAUUGAAAUACUUUAUUUCAGUUAAAACAACAGUGAACAUUUACAGAUGGACAUAACAGUAAUGACAUCACACAGUUUAUACAGCUUAUAAGGAGGUGUAGCAUGGGGCAAACCCUUAAGAGAAAAGAUAUGGGCAAAUUCAUUAUGAGUACAUAAUAUUUAUCUCCAUGAGAUAUUCAAGACAUCUCACACAUACUCAGUACUCUGUGUGAGAGAAAAUGAAAGUUCUAACUUAACUUCAUGUUGAUGUGUUUUUAUAUUAUUUCAGUUCUCUGUUUUCUUGCUGAUUGUGAGUGUAACGGAUGUGACGAUGCCUUUUGGGAUCAUGUUAUGGGAUGAAUGUUGGAUUUUCCCUGACAUGCCAUAUAAGAAGACUGCAGUUUACUUUGGUUUUUUUUUUCCUCUGUCUUUGUGUGUUUUUCUAAUCAUAUAUUCAUUUUGGAACUGAAAUAAUAACAAUUUUAUUGCUCCUGUUGACAGAAGAACAUUUUAAACAAAUCUGUACAGCAAAGCAUUCUGGGUAAAUGAGUACGCCCUUAAAGUCCACAAUGCCCAUUUAGCUUACUCUAUUAAGCUAAUAAAGAGAUAAGAACACAAUCACAGGGAAGCGAAGACGUGAGCAUUAGAACCCUCACUGAAACCUGCACUACAGUAGUAUUUUUUUGCUGUUAGCUCACAUUUCUUCAGGAAGUCGUGUUCUACAGAGCAAGAGUUUGGAAGCUGUGCUGAGUUUGUAAAGAGUGAGAUGUUACUGUGACUGACCAGCUAUCUGCUUCCUGUUUACUCCUAAAUUAAGCAUACUGAGGGGUGUAUGAGACAGUAGUUUACUCUGUGUGUGUGUGUGUACUCUGUCUGUAAUGUUUUUUUACUGUGUGUGGAGGUUUGUUGUAUUGAGUAUGUGUGUUUACUGUAUGCAUUAAUCUUUAUGGUAAAAUGACAAUAAUACACAAAGUAAUUAAUUGCAUUCGUGCACACACACACACACACACACACACACACACACACACACACACACAGAGAGUGCUGGAUGUUUCAUUGCUGUUCUUACUGUAUUGUUUUAUUACUGUAUAUCUUAUAACCUCUAAUAAGUGUGUGUGUUGUGCACUUCACAUAGCUCCACACACAGCUCUGAAACACAGGAAGCUCUCGAUUAAACACACACAAACACAACAAA